This is a messenger RNA of Gekko japonicus, 3151 nucleotides long. RefSeq names its product leptin receptor overlapping transcript-like 1. NCBI's taxonomy places the organism in Eukaryota, Metazoa, Chordata, Lepidosauria, Squamata, Gekkonidae. The transcript has 4 exons. The record is from RefSeq and is a predicted model, not a curated record. Gene Ontology annotation, cellular component: endosome. The coding region runs from base 60 to 455 and encodes 131 amino acids. Gene Ontology annotation, biological process: negative regulation of growth hormone receptor signaling pathway; late endosome to vacuole transport via multivesicular body sorting pathway.
CCGGGGCUUGUCUGUUGUUGGCUGGGAGCGGCCUGUGCGGCAACAACAGCGGCGGCAUCAUGGCUGGCAUCAAAGCUCUCAUUAGCCUGUCCUUCGGGGGAGCGAUUGGGCUCAUGUUCCUGAUGCUCGGUUGUGCCCUUCCACAGUACAACACAUAUUGGCCCCUGUUUGUUUUGUUCUUCUACAUCCUCUCUCCAAUUCCCUACUGCAUAGCAAGAAGAGUCGUUGAAGACACAGACGCCGCAAGCAACGCCUGCAAGGAACUCGCCAUAUUUCUGACGACGGGCAUCGUUGUCUCGGCAUUUGGGCUUCCGAUUGUGUUUGCCAGAGCCGCCCUGAUUGCGUGGGGUGCCUGUGCGCUCGUCCUCACGGGAAACACAGUCAUAUUUGCCACCAUCCUAGGGUUUUUCUUGGUUUUUGGCAGCAACGACGACUUCAGCUGGCAACAGUGGUGAAAAAAGAACGCUACAGAGAACUAUCAGGCAUCGUGCGUCAUUCAGUGGCCAUUCAUCCAAGAGAGAGAACGGGCAAUAAAGCGAAUGUACUGUUUCUGCAGAGAGACCCUAGGCGUAGGACGCUCUGUCGUCACUUUCCCCCUCUUUUCACAUACAGUUUUAACCUUUUCUUUGAUUUCAAACAUUUUUUAAUUGUUGACGCCAUUUUAUUUUAAUGUGGGAGCCGGAAUACUUAAAUGUGAUGUUUAAACGUUUGUUUGUUUUUUUAAAAAAAUUAUAAUGUGUUUAAAGAUACCAUUGUUUUCGGGGUUUUUUACCCUGGGUGAUUUUUUUAAGCUGUAAGGUACAAUCGUAUAACCAAACUGACAACAAGCUGAGAGCGAAGCCCUGUCAAAGGGAAGCACUUUUUUGCCACCCAACCCUAGGUGUGUUUAUUUGGAAUUAAGUCCCAUUGAAUUCAGCAAGGCAUAACUUCUAAGGAAAUGUGCAUAAGAUUGCACCUUAAGUCUCCCCCUGACAUCAGUAGGCUUAAACAUGCGCUUAAGACUCCCUCCCGCCUUUUGAGCCCCAGAGGACUUAGGGUGUGUAGCUUUGGCUCGAUUGUGCCAUGAAUUAGCAAAUGUCUGCAUGCCUGGAGAAUUUGGGGUAGUGAUGUGUGAAGGGCAGAAGAGAAGGGCUCAGUGAGUUGCUUGUUCCUAUGUGGAGCAGGGGCUGGGGAGAAUUAUGCUAUUGGUAUGGGGCAGGACAGCUUUUUACAAUAAAGGGGUUUCUACAUUCUAGUUAUUUUGGGACUUAGUGUUCAUCGUACAUACAUUUUAUUUGCAGAUGCUGUAAAUGGCAGGAGGCACCUCUCAGUAGGGGAAUCUGACGUUUAAAAAUCUCAUUUUUUAAAGAAAAACGUUUUUUGAAACCUUUCUAUUUAUAAAUAUCGUAUGCUUUUGACAUUCUGUGUCAGCUCUUUCAGUUGUACCAAAGGGGGAAAUGAACGGCACAUCCAUGGAACUACUGACUUAAUGGGCACGAGCCAGCCAGGAGUUCCCCCCGCGGGAUUCCCACGCAAAAUGCAUCCGCCCGCCUUGCGUUAUUUCCCAUGGGGUGUUUUGCGGGAGAACUUCCCGGCGGAUUGCGCCCACUGCAUUUGCAGCAUAUAACAGGAGGAUUUCUGCUUCCCUUUUUGUAAUUUAUUUUAUACACGGUAUCAAAAGGCUUUUGAAAUGGAGAGUGACACUUUUGCUGUAGGUAAUGACUUACCAGAGCAGAUCGAUUGCUGUAUUAAACUAUUGUCAAAGUUUGGCUUGUCCGGCAAAUCUUUGACUGAAGGGUGUAUUUCUUUUUUUACGUGAUUGUCAAUGUUUCAAUUUAUGCAUUAAUGUAUUAAGUGUUAGAUCAGACCCGUAGUUCUGUUAGAGUACACCACUUGUAAUUUUUCACUAUAUAAUAUUUGUUGCAUACCUCUUAAAUCGUCUUUUCUGUUCACCAUAACUUCUUACCACAUUUCUUAGCUGCUAUUCUCGGGGAGUGAUAACUUCACUGCUGGCUCUUCUGUUGGAUGUUUAGAUGCUUGUCUCUGCUAACCCCUGUGCAUUCAUCCAGAUUAGUCAGGUUGGAUUACUCGAUCCAGUUGCUAAGCAUGUUCCCUUCUUUUUUUAAUUGUCAGCUUGGGGCAUGAUCCACAAGGGAUCCACUCUGUAGUAUAGCCCAAUGGAAUCUUCUCACUCUCCUGGGCUAAGCUGCAGGCAUACGUGCACCCAGUGCACACUGGAUCCUAUUCCGUGCGAGUAGAAGCAAAUUUUCUGACCUCCCUCCUCCUGCUGCGCUCUAUUGAAAUUUGUGUCCCCCGCCCCAGAGUCAGCAGGGACAGCACAGGAGGCAAAGUGAGGGUCUGUAGUGAGUGGUCAAGAUGCUCCCCUCUUUCUGCCAGUGGAAGUGCCUUCCGCCAGUGGGAAAUCAUAGUUGGGAUUGAAGCCAUUUACUUGUAUAGUUCCUGUACGAUCCUGUAUCCACCCUUCACCUUGCCAGGGCUCUAGAGAGGACCUUGGGGAGACGAAGGGCAGCCAGAUGAGAAUAAGUGAGCCCUGUAUUGGCCUCCGGUUGCAAGUAAUGCCUAGUGUGCUGCAAGGGCGUGACCAGGAGAGGGGCACGAGGGUUGCAUUGAGCCCAUAUACAGAUCAUCUGUCACUGAUAGAGCUACCUAUGGAGGUUGGCUUGUGCACAUGACCCUUGCAAGCAUCAGAAACUGCAGUCAUUUUAAAACUCUUUUAUCGGUGCAUAAGCGUCACUGGGUUUCUGUGCAUUUUGUUUUCAACAACAUAUUAAUGUCAAGUGCAAAGCAAACUUUGAAGCCUGAUGAUCUUGACAGUGGCAUCUGUGUUGUAUCAUCAGAAUAGGAACAGAAGAUGGACGUAAGUGUGGAUUGGUUUUGAAGAGGCUGAUUCUCAAACAGAGCCGAGACCGAGAGUUAAAGAGCUACUUUUGGGGUGCCCGAGGGGAUUUUUUUUUUGGCUUCCCCUUCUUUAAACAGCACAUACCCAUUCCAUUCCACCCCAGUGUUGUCUCUUCAACAGCUUUUGAAGGCCUCUCGGUUUACGUUGCAAAUUUGUCAUCCGGCCAGGGAAGAGAGGCACAGAACUAGCUCCACAAUUGUCUGUGUCUGGUCCACGUUUUUCAAUAUGGAAAUCCCUAAGUACUUAACCCCC